Messenger RNA from Lymnaea stagnalis (great pond snail), 24696 nucleotides. NCBI's taxonomy places the organism in Eukaryota, Metazoa, Mollusca, Gastropoda, Lymnaeidae. The record is from the annotation of a GenBank genome assembly.
AAGCUCUGGUGCACCAUUUAAAACCAGUCCAUGGGCCUUGGGUUUGACAGCACUGUUAAUAGGUGCUCCGUUUUCCACUGCUUAUCCCUAGUAAAAUGCUUGUUAAGCAACCCGCCUGUAGAAAAAAACCUCAACACUUGAGUUUUACUUUCCUUACAAGCUGUUUAUUGUAGUUUUGAUCCAUCACUGAAUAUUUACAAGCUUCUAGCAUUUUCUAAUAAGGGGUUUGUUUAAAAUAAAAACAAUUUGGUAUGUCAUUACUAUGUUGAUUUUGGAAAUAAAAAACACUACACGGUACAUAAUAUAAAGGCAGUUUGAUACAUGAACAACUUUGGAUAAUCAAGUUAAUAGAGCACAGGUUUCCAGCCCAUGGGAGGUUACCUCAAAUGGGGUUGCGAAGUGAUUUAUGAAUGGAAUGAGAGAAGUAGUGAUUUUUAAAUUAGUUUUCUUUUUUAAUUGGUGUCUCAAUGUUUGAAUUACAAUUUCAAUUGUGACAUUAAUUAUGUCACCAAUUAUAUUAUACUGGAAAAUUUAGUUUUAAAAUUUUUUCCUCUCCAAGAGUUUACCCUGCUUUUUUCCUUUUUAUCGAUAUAUCGGGGUAUUGUUACUUUGCUCCUAUGUGAAUGUGUUUGUGACCUGAAAACGCUUGAGAACCUGUGCACUAGAGCUACUGAGCUUAGUAAUUCAGUGCUGUUAAAACUAAAUUUUUACAGGUCUUGGCUUAUAGCUACAAUUUGUGACAUUCUGUGUUGGCUGAAAUUUAAAAAAACAAGAAAAAUGUACUCAUAAAGUGUGAGCUCUGGAUUUCAUGGGAUGGGAAUAUUUCCUGAGAAGUCUUUUGUUUACAAAAAAAUUACCAGAAGAGAAACCCUCAACAAAUAGACAAAAGUGUCAUUCCGUGGCAGUUGAUGCAAGCACCAGUCAGGUCACGAGGACUGAAGUUUUGUUGUCUUGCUAGGCUAACAACUUACUUCCACUCAUCUAUUUACAUAUAGUAGGCAUGAUCCUGGAUGAAAUUCAAACAGCGAAAGCCUUUUUGCAUAUUUUGUUAUUUGAUCCCUCAUAAAUCAAGAACUGCAGGUUUUUAGUAUCAACAAGACAACUUGAAUAAAAUUUCACUUAUUCCAAGAAAAUUUAAAUGAAAUAGCAGUAGAAAAAAAACAACAGUUGUAUGUGCUGCAAACAGUGAUUGCAAUGACAUAUUGAUAUUUUUUUUGGUCAUAGCUUAAUUUUAUGUUGUACAACUUAUUAUAGGCCUUAUGUUCUAUGUCAAUGAUAAUUUUUUUUCUCCCAGAUAAAGAAAUCUUCAUGACAUGCCAUGUUUGGAAAUUUGUUUAAUGAAAAUGGGUCACAAACAACAGAGUUGUCAGUUGUGUCAACAAUACCUCCGCCUCCAGGACACAGAUCAGAAUAUGGACUCGCUGGCAUUGACAACCAGGGGGCAACAUGCUAUCUUAAUUCCUUGUUACAGACUCUAUUCUUGACACCAGAAUUCAGAGGUGUGUUUAAACAAUUUUUUAAAGUGAUCCCUUGUACGGAAUCAAUCUGUCCAUCCUCACUGAAUGUUUAUAUCUCUAAUAUUAGAGAUAGAACUUUUUGUCUUACCUAUUGGAAUUCAGCACUUGAAAAUAGCAUCUUUUCUUUAACUUUGUCUGAGCAUUGAUAUAUUUUAAGAUGUAUUUGUUAGAUCAGCUGUAUAAGUUUAUUGAAUAGUAUUGAAUCGUAUCCGAAAAUUUGAUCGAAAGAAAUUUCGUCGACGGUAAAUUGAUCGAUGUUAAUUUGAUAGAACGGAAAUUUGGUGGAAUCUCUACAUAAAAUUGGGGUAACAAUUCAACAUCUGAAACUUGUAAUUAUUUAAAAUUUAGACAUUUAUUUACACUGUGAUUUUAAUUAUUAUUUCUAUCAAUGAUUCUUUUUGGAUAAUGUAAGCAAAAAAAAUGUAACUCUCACAAUUUUAAAUACUUUUUUUAUUUGUAGAUAGACUAUUUAGUUUAUCAGAAGGUGAUCUAGGCAGCUUGCAAGACAGAGACAAACCAAAUGCAAAAGUAGGCUCAACAUAUUUUUGAAAAUGGCUUUUUCAUUUUUUAAAUUUUAGAGCUGGUAGGCUUGUAACUUUUUUAACAAAAUUGUUUUAAAAAUUAAGUUCAGUCCAUGAAAACUUAUUAUAUUGUAUACUCUUAAAGACAAAUUGAUAAUUUGUAAUAUUCUUGUCUUUUUAAAAAAUUUAAAUUUCAAUAAUACACCAAUCAAAUGAAACAUUCUGAAUGUCUUAGUAAAUAACUGACUUAUCAGCUUAUAAGAUAUUUUUGUAGCUAAUUAACAGUGUUGAGUGCAGCUGUUGUAAUUUAAUAUAUAGAAAUGCACAGUUUUGAAUGAAGAUGAUCACUGAAUUUAAUUGAGAUAUGAACAAGUCAAAUGACAGUUUUAUUUUAUUUUUUUCUAUUGAUCAGGUUCGAGUCAUACCAUUACAACUCCAGCGUCUAUUUGCUCAAUUGUUACUAAGUGACCAACAAAGUGUUAGUACAGCUGAUCUUACCAACAGCUUUGGUUGGACAAACCGUGAGGUUAAUAUUUACUUGUUAAUUAUUUUUGUUUUACAUGGCAAUUGCAUAACUUUUAAAAUAUACAAUUUGGAUAUGGGAAGAUCACACUGUGUAGGCAAGGAGAAAACUUUUUUUGAGUAUGCAAAUGGAAAAAUCUUAUUUUAUUUUAUUUUUUUGGUUGAUUGAACAUCUGAGUUUGAAAUUGUGAUAUAUGAUCAUAAUAAUUACUUUAUUGAUAUUUAUAAUACAUCACUCACACCAACAAAAUAUUGAAAAAAUGUUUUUAAAAAUUAAUACUUGUUAAUAUUGUUUAACCAGGAAUUUCAGCAACAUGAUGUCCAAGAGCUAAAUCGUAUUUUGUUUAGUGCCAUAGAAGAAUCACUGGUCGGUACUUCUGGACAAAACAUUAUAAAUGAACUAUACCAUGGAACAAUAGUCAAUCAAGUCAGUUCUUCAAAUACAUUUGUAAAAUAAUUAUGGCUUUUUGCUUGAUAUAACAUACUUUUUUUCUUAUGUAUUCUGUAAUCAAAAUUACAUUGUAAUAUGAAUAUUAUAUUCUAUAUUUAUUAAUAUGGCUGUCACAGUCAUAUCAUGUGUUUAUGCUAUAUGUCUGGUUUAUUAAUUUUAACAUUGAGCAAUGAUGUUUUUUUACGGACUUCCCCAUGUGUGGCACCACUUUUUCUCAGCCAUGAAAGCGCUAUGACACAUUUCCAGGGGUGCGAUAUAAUGGUGCGGAGAAUAUGAAUAUAGUUUUUGGUCAUGGAUGUCAGGCUGUAUUUGCUUAAAGAAUUUAGUGACUGAUCUGUUACACUAGUUCCUGGAAAUUCAACUGUUUCACAGAUAAAUAGUAUUAUUUGCUGGUUGGUUUGCUAUACAUUUUGUCUUGACAUAUUAGAUAUAAACUAUUCAUUUUACUUCAAACCAUAUCAUGAAGUUUUUUUAGCAGAUAAAAAGAAAAACGGAGUUUAGGCCCUGAUUCAAUAGUGUGUCUGUGCCUGUUGGAAGAAGGACAACAUUUCGCCACAAUGGCCAAUAGUGGUGUUAGGGAUAAUACCCAACCAAUUGGAUUAGCCAGUUUGCACUUUUUUUGUUUUGUUUUGUAUUUUUGGUUUUGUUUUGUUUUGUAUUUUUUGUUUUGUUUUGUAUUUUUUGUUUUGUUUUGUAUUUUUCGUUUUGUUUUGUAUUUUUGGUUUUGUUUUGUAUUUUUGGUUUUGUUUUUUUGUUUUGAAAAAGAAAAAUAAGGUUACUAGAAUACUCAUAUUAACCUGCUAUGUGAAUCGUUGACCAAAUGUAGCGCAUACAAACCGUAAAAAAAACUAUUGAAUCAUAUUUAGGAAACAGAAUAUGAUUCCAUCUCUUUGUUUUUCUAGAUAACAUGCUCCAAGUGUAAAAAGAUAAGUGAAAGGGAGGUAUGUAACAUUACAUUUUAUUUAUAUGUCUUUACCGGUACAUAUAUAUGUGUGUGUGUGUGUGUUUGAAACAUACUUGACCCAAUUUAAUUAUGGAAAACCAUGGUUUUACUUUCAUAUACAUUAUCAAACAGAAAUAAAACAGUAAUUUAACAAAUUUAUUUUAAAUAUAUUUUGUCAGAAUUUUGAACAAUAUUUUUGAGGAUGACCAUUUAAAAGAGCUCAUCACAUAUAGUUAACAUAAUUCUUUUUCACCCAACUGACUAAUUGCCCCCAAUCAAGUGUCAUUAUUGCCCAUCUAUAGGAAGACUUCUUAGACUUGACCCUUGCCGUAGCUGGGACACCAGGACUUGAGACAGCUCUUAAACAGUGUUACUGCCAUGUUGAGGUGAUGGAUGGACAAAACAAGUACCGCUGUGAGACAUGCAAGGAGUACACAGAUGCAAUAAAAGUAGGCAUUUUUAAAUGAAAUGAUGCUUCAAUAUAUCCAUAUUUGGAGAUGAGAUUUUAUGUAAAAAGUGACUUGCGAAAGAAAACUGAUGCGCACAUGGGAUGCUCAAAGAGAUUUCAGACUCAAUCCUACUUAGAAGUAAUUAAAAUAAAAUUAUAUUUUUUAACAGAAAAUUCAAAAUUGUUGCCAUUUAAUCACUCUGAAAGUUUUUACUUUUAAGACAGUGACAGUUGAUCUAUGCAGGUCUCUGUUGAAGAGGUCAGUCUUUAACAGACUUUCAGGUAUAUCCUACCUAUUUUUAAUCUCUCCCCCUUAGUCAUCCCGAGGGACUAUUGCUGUUAAACACACGUGUAAAAGGGAAGCGGGACAUCUAUGGGGGGUAAUUUUAACACUUUGCUGGUAAUUUGCAUGGUCAGGAUCUGACCUGAUUACUCUGUGUGCUUCCUAUGCAUCUGGCAGUGCCACAUACUCUAUGUGAACACCCCAGGUUGUGUAAAACGUAUAAUUCUUUUUAUAUGAUAGGAAGAUUCAGUGUGCAAGAAGUCAUUUUUUUCAUUUUGCUCACUCGUUUUAGGUCUCAGCUGUUAAAAUAUCUACUCUCUCAAAUAUCCCAAUUUUUUGUUUGGCUGUCACAAGAGAAAACCAUGUACCUGGCCUUGAGUCAUCCACCUCCAAUCCAGACUAUAUUUUGGAAUCUAAAGAUUCAUUAAAUGCUCUUAUGAUGUCGCUGCUGUUUCUGCCCAGUUGAGCGGUGUCAUCUGCAUGUGCCAGGUUUUGCAGUGGCUGACUGUAGGACUUACUGUUUGGUUUGAUAUUGAAGAGAACACCUGUUUUUUGUUUUGCAAUCCCUAAAUGAUUUGUGUCCCACUUCUGUGAUCCAGGGAGCCAAGUUGAGAAACCUGCCCCCUCUACUGACCUUAUCUCUUCUAAGAUUUAGUUUUGAUGUCGUCAAAAUGACACGAUAUAAAGUAAGUGUUGAAACCCUUUGUCAUGCCAUUUUGUAGUAUGUGUGGAUUUAUGUAUAUAUAUCUAUCAUGCAAUUUUAUUAACUACCCCACUCAGAAGACUUUUUUAAUUACAUUUUUUUAAAAGUUAAAGUUAUAUAUAGAAUUAACCUUGAUAUCAUUGUAAUAGAGGAUCAUCUAAUGUACAGUGUAAUGUGUUUUUACAGAAUAAAAAUAUUUAUCUAAAGCAUAUCUGCUUUAUCUCAGCUAAGUUAACUAUGAAGUCUAAAGAAAAAGAGAGGAAAAUUUCACCCCUAAUAAUUUAUAUCUUGUAAUGGUUAAUUGUAGAUAAUUUUUAUCUUUUAAUAUUUAAUUGUUAAUAGAAGAAAAAAGUAACAAUGAGCUAGUAAAUAAAAUAAUUUUGCAAAACAGGAGAAUGGAAGGUUUACAUUUCCCCUAGAGCUGGAUAUGGGGCCCUAUUCUGAAAAGGUAAUUCAGUCAUUUUAAAGAAAUUAAAUUAAACUUUAAAAAAGUUUUUCGCAUUUUAUCUGAUUUUAAAUUUGAACGCUAAAUGAUAAUUUAAACUCUGAAAAAAAAUGGUUCUCAAAACAGAAAUCUAUAAAGUCACAUUAAAUGGAAACAAUGUCUAAACAAUAUUUACUAAAAUAUUAGAAACAUGUCAACUUGAUAAGAUUUUGUUUUUCUUGUAGUGAGUUUUUUUAGUGCAGUUUCUCACAUGUUGCAAAUGUUUGUUGUUUCAAAAAGGAUUCAUUAAAGGAUGCAGACACAAGUUAUGAGCUGUUCUCUGUCGUUGUCCACAGGGGCAGUGCAUUCGGUGGACAUUACUUUGCUUACAUAAGGGACAUAGACAACAUCGGACACUGGGUCCAGCCUGUAAGUAAAGGUUAUUGCACUCAUAGUCACACUGAUAUUUAAUUGUUUUGAAAGGCAUAGUAUUUAAUAAGCAUAAAAUAUACUAUUGAAUUGUGUGUUAAACAAUAUCAUAAAAAUUAAAUUCUUUAAUGUUUUUAAAAAAUGUAACUGUCAGGAGAAGAACAUUGCUAAUGGCAGAGUUGACACAAACGCUACUGGCUUGGACGUGAUUGAGUGUCAGUCUCCUGUGGACCUGAUAGAGAACAUCCUGGGCAAAGUCUCCCAUAAUGCCAUGUCCAUUGAUAGGCUCUGUGCAGUGAGUAAUUUAAUCAUUUGGUGCUAAGACUAAAUUAAGAAUAUGACUUUAGAAUUUAAUUAAUUUUUAUUUCCUUAUGGACUUUUAAUAGUGAAUAAAGGGUUUAUGUAAAGGCUGAGGAAAUUCUUUGGUAUUUAUAAUAACAAGACAGAUGUGUCAUAAUUAAAGCUUAAUGUUUAAAAGAAAUAAAAGAAAUAAAGACCUUUUAUAUUUCUUUACUUUCCAGGAAAUCUCCAAAGAAACUGGAGUAUCAUGGAAUAAGCGGUUUAAGAAAGUUCAUGGUCCAAUUAAUAAGGUAAUUUAUUGAGUUUAUUUAUUAGAAAUGAAACAUUGUACAAUGGAUAUCACAGAAUCACUUAGCGCUUUCCUCUUUAGUAGUUAAUUAUUAAAAAAUAAUUUUAUUAAAAAUAAUUUAUUUAGAAUUUAAAAAAUAAUAAGUUAUUUUUAGAUCAGUGUGGGAAGCAUUUUCCCCCUAAAUUAAAAGAUUCUAAUAUAUCAAGUGCAAUAGAUUCCAUAAUGCUUUGAAGUACAUAAAUGCAAUUUUUAGACGCUUAUAAAAUAAAUUUUUUUAAAAAUGUAAAGUGUUACUCUGAGCCAAUAUGCUGCAAUAUCCAAUUAAAAGUUUUAUAAAGCUUCCAUUUUCAUGACAAAUGAACAAAGCAGCAUUUUAAGCAGCUCAUUUUUGUGAAUGCCUGUAUGAUCAAUGUUUUAUCAUUGUCACAGUUUCUAAAAUCUUGUGAUUCCUUCGAUUACAACCAAGACUCUAACUGGGUGAGUCUGCGAAAUUCAGGGUCUGGUCAAGGCGCUGCCCAGAAGAAAUCAUCAGAGGUCAAGGCCAGUGCUGGGAAUGUCAGCUCUGAUGACCCGUCAGAAACAAAUACAAACUCGUAAGCUCAUCCCUAUUCAUAAAGAAUGUUUUCAUUGCAUUGUGUUUCAUACAGUCGAUCCCUUUCAUUUAGUCUUAUAGGUUAAAAAAUAUUUUUAAAGUUUUAAAAAUUAUCAUUAAAUGGCUGUUUAUUUAGUAUCACAUAUUAAAAGUUUUAUUUAGAAAAAUGUGUAUUUUAUAUGUGAAAGGAGAAAUUUGGCUUGGGAUUAAAACAAUAAUUACCAAACAAAUUAAUUUAACAUUACAUUUUCUUGAUUUUCCAUUUCCAUAUCUAAUUAAAUUUCAGAAGUGGAGGGCAGAACUCAGAACCUUGUGACCGUUGGUUUUGUUUCAACGACUCCACAGUAUAUCCAGUCUAUGCAAAAGACAUUGAGAGGCAGUUCUCAGGGAAAGAAAGUGCCUACAUGUUGUUCUACAGGAGGAAGAGCUUGCACAGACCUAUAGAAGGUGGCUUAUACUUCACAAGUCCUUUUAGCUUCUGAUCCAAAACAGUACAAGAUUUACCAAUAAUUUUAAUGAAAAAAGAAGUUAAAAAAAAGUAUUAGCAUUAAAUCAUUUCUUAAAUAACUUUAAAAUAUUUAAAUAUUGAAUGGUAAGGGGGAAAAAAUAUCAUAUUCAUAUGUAAAAACUUGUACCCAUCACAUCUGAUUGCUAUAGUAUUCUAUGUGUGACAAAUUAAAUUUAUUUUAGUCAUAUAGAACAGUUUGGGGACAUAAAGAUAAGCUUUACUAUAUCUUUACAUUGCAACUAGUUUGCUAAGUAGGGAUAAAAUUUAUAUUUAUUUUUCAUAAAUUUAUGAACAAUAUUUUAACAAUAUUGUUCAUAAAUUUAUUGAUUUAUCCCAAUGCUUACAUUUUUUAACCAACUGAAACAGAGUCUAAGUUAUCAGAUUUUUGUGUCACUUACUUUCAGCUCAAGGGCUUGCCUCCUAUAACAUUCCAGCAUAUUUGAUUCAUGAAGUGGAUGAACUUAAUGUGGCCUUAGAGAAACAGAGGUAAACAAGACAAUGUACUGCAAUGUGUUUUAGGUUCAUACUUUAGUAUACAUAACAUCAAUUUGAUGAAUAUUUCUAAACAAGAUUGUGCUUGAUAUCAGUUUUGGUAGCAGUGCUUGAUAUCAUUUAGGCAGCAGUUUUAAAAAGCCCUGUAAAUUUUGUAUGUAUUUUCUUGUCAUACGUCGAUAAGUCCUUUGAGCGUUAAAAAAUCCUAACUGAUACAAAUCAUGAAAACUUAACCAAAAAAACAUAUCUAGACACUUGCUACUUUAAACCUUUAUCAAGAAUAUAUUAAAAACCAUUUUAUGAUCGUUUUUCUACACUAACCUUUUAUUUCAGACAAAAUUAUGAAAUAGAAAUCAACAGCAUCACUGUGAAAGUGUACAUGUCUGAAUCAUUCAUCUAUGAUGGCCUGCUGCAGUUAAAGCCAGACCUCUCAGCAGACUCUGCCUUCUUUACUGUAGAUCUAGACAAGAGAAUGGCAUACAGGCAGCUCAAGGCAAAAAUUCAAGAGGUGAAAUUAAAUACACACAGUCAAGAAACCCGAGCACUCUAUUAAUGAGAGAAAGAGUUCAAUGUUUGUGUGAUGAAUUAAAAAAAAAUUGACACUUUGAACAGUUUCUUCCAUGUUGUGCAUUCUGCUUUGGAAUAGAUCUCAUAAGAAUCUAUAGAGCAAUACUAAUCAAUUUCCAACUGUUUCUUUUGUUCAGGUUUUAUCCCAGUUUGAUAUUCAUACGUUUUCUGUUCAUCGAAUGAAGUCUAGAUGUGGAGGUUACCAUUUAUAUGAUGAAUUGAUAGGUGAGGGAUUUAUAGUGGAUUUAAACCAUGCACUUUUUUACAUUCUGGAAAUUUAAAACUGGCUACUAUAAUAUUGGAAUAGUUAUUUUAAAUUUUUAUUUUUAUAAUAGGACCAGUUAAAUAUUUUGUCUUUUUGAUUGUUCCUUGUUAUUAGAUGAAGAUUGUAGCAUACAAGACAUGGGAAUUAACUCUUUCACGUUAUUGUUUGUAUGGAAUGGCUAUAUUGUAAGUAUAUAUUGUCUUGAGAAUUAUUUUUAUUGCCUCCAGUUAAUUAGCUUUUUAAAAAAAAAGUUCAUGUACAAGCUUAUUUAUAGUUUGCAUUAAUAAAUCAUAUAUGUAUUUAUAUUGUUAUAUAUGUAAAGAUUUAUUCAAUUUUCCCUAUUAGAUGGAUGAUAAAUGUGUUGAUGUUGGUGAACAGUGCGAACCCCUCCAGUUUCUUGUGAAGACCAGUGAUGACAGGGUCAUGUGCUACCUUAUCCUUGCUAAAAAUAAAACGCUGACAGACUUGUAUGAAACUGUGGCCAGUACAACAGAGCUGGACGUGCAAUGUUUGCAGGUCUUGUGCCCCUUUCGAUUACAACACAAUAUUAAUUUGGAUCUUUUUUUUCAUGUGUUCUUUUCCAUGUUUCUUUCAAAGUAGAAAAUAAUAAAUACAAGAACAUAUGAAAAAGAAUACAUUUAAAAAAAAGAAAUUAAUUAAUUUUAUCGGAACUUAAAAUUUUUGUUUGUUCGAUUCCUUGGCCAGAUUUGCAUCAUAUUCAAUAAGCUGUUUGACUAUUUUCAAAAAUGGGAAUGAACUGGUCAUUAUUUGUGUGUGUUCAAUUUUCCCAGUGGCAAGAAAAUGAGACAAAGCCAGCUGAGGUGCUGCCAAACUCUCCAACAACUUGUCUAGGCUCAGCAGGACUAAAAGAUGGUGAUAUCCUAGUUCUUUCAUCACAGGCCAACUCAGACAGGUAGAUUGUGUGGCCAGAAAUUUAAGUCUUGAUAUUGUUGUGUGCUGCAGAGAGAAUAAAGCCCUGGAGUUCUUAAAUCACUGUAUAGAUAUAAUGUUUGCCUUUAUAUUUUAAAAGCCUGGACAUAAAAUUUACUUGGACCAGUGCUUCUCAUAUAUUUAUUGGGUCUUCUUAAAUUGUGAACUUUCUGUGGGCCAGUGACUGGCCACACGAACUGGUUCAGGUCUACAGACCAAAAUAUAUCGAGAAGCAAUUAUUUGAACUUUAUUUUUUUUUACAAAAUUACUGUGAAUUUACAUGGUAGAUAUUUUGAUGUAACUUUUCCUACCUAAGGAUGAAAACGGUUCAUACAUAAAGUAUAGAUUUGAAUAGAUUAAUGUUUUUAACUCCUUAUGCUAUAUAAACUUUCCACAAGUAGGUUAAAAUAUAAAGCUUCUACUAAGGGGGGAAACUUGCAUUGUACUACUUAAAGCUUUUUUCUACAUUGUAUUUUUUAAAACUAUAACAUAAGUUUCCUAUUGGGAUAAGAUUUUUUAGGCUGAUAAGCUUUUCCUGCUUUAAUUGAAUGCCUGACUUUCACCAUUAGCCCAAUCCAUCUUUGACAUUACAGUUCUAUAACUAAAGUUUUUUUAGAUUUUUUUUUUUUUUUUAAACCCAGUUAAAAUGUAACCUUUAGAAAAAAUGUGUGCCUCUAGUAAAAUUUUAUCUCAAUAACCAGCAAGUCAGAUGAAGCCUCAACAAGCUCACCACCUCAGGAUGGUAUCUCAGACCCUGAAUGGUCCAUCACAUUACAGAGUAGAUUAUUUCAGGUCAGUGGUACUUUGAAAGAAAAAAAAUGUCAUUAUGAUAGCUAAAGGUUGUGUAGCUUUUUAGUCUUUUAGUUUUUAGCUGAUAUUUAUAAGUAUGCAAGCAAUCAUUUUUUUGGUUACAUUAUCAAAUCUUUCUGAUAAGUGGAACAUCAGUCACAACUUUCCUAUUAAGAUGAGAAAAACUGUAAUUUUAGAUUAGAACUUUCCAAGCUUUGUGUCAUGACAAAGUAGUGUGUUGGCUGCAGUGUGUAGGUGUGCGAAUCAAACAGAACUGGAAACCUAUGUGUGUCAUAACACAGACGAGUGUGGGCUGCAGUGUAUAGGUGUGUGUCACAAAGAUAACAGGAAACCUAUGUGUGUCAUGACACAGUAGUGUGUUGGCUGCAGUGUGUAGGUGUGUGUCACAAACAUAACAGGAAACCUAUUUGUGUAUGGGGAAAAGCAAUACAUGUACCACCUUGCAUUCAAUUAAUGAUUGUCAUUAGAAUUGAAUUUUAAAAAAAAAUAUUGAUUAACAUCAGACAAUUUAUGGCUACAAGACUUACACCUUAAAAGUGUGUAGCUAACUGGAAAAUUUUGGAAAUCUCUGAUUUAGGUACCGUUAGUAUUUCAAUAUUGUGUGAUACAUUUUAAACAAAAAUUCUCUUUGUUCCUGACAGGAUGGUUGCAACGCAACAAAGUCAAUUACAUUUUUUUCCAAAGCCUCUUCUGUGAGUGUUUGUUAAAUAUUGGUUUAGGGAAGAUUAUUUUGAAAAAAGUUAUAUUUUUUAAAAACAAAAAUUAUUUAUAAUAAAAUUAAAAAAUAUUUACCAAUCUAACAGCAGUACCGCUUUAAUGGCAUAUCAAUAAUCAACUUAAUCUAAGGAAUGUUGUUUUUUUUCUCCCAUGAAAAGACUAAGGUCAGAUUUUAAAAAUUGUUGCCACACAAAUAAAUGCCUGGAUGAGCCUACCUGUAUCCAGGGUUACCGGAAAUUUGUUUGAAAUUGAAAGAAAUUUCGUUGGCGGAAAAUUGAUAGACGGAUAUUUGAUCGAAUGGAAAUUUGGUUGAAUCUUUUAUUCAAUUCACACGAUAAAAUUUUCAUCAAAUUUCUUUUUGAACGCACUAUAUUACAUAGUAAAACAAAAUAAUGCGUUAAAAAAGAAAUUUGACGCAAAAUUUUAAAAUGUGAACUGAAAAAAAUAUAUUGCCAAAUUUCCCUCGAUCAAUUUUCCAUCUACAAAAUUUCUUUGAAACAAAUUUCAGGAUACGUAUAUCCACAGUUUUGUUUGUGAUAUCAGACUUUUCCACAUUAUAUUCACAGACUGUUAUGGAUGUCAAACUCAGAGCCUUGCAUCUGCUGAAUGCAGACAACAUAUCACCCGAGUCAGUUCGAUUGAGAGAAGAACACAGAACUCUAGGACUUCAACCUCCAUGUGAGUUUGAUUGAGGGAAAGAAUCAUAAAAGGUUUUUAUGUUUUGAUUGGUUACGGCCCCUCUUACCGGGAACUGAACAUUGUACUCAUGUAAUUAAUUAUAUGGAACUUUGACAGUUCAAGGUAAACUUCUGGAUAUCAGACUUCUGUUGAAACUAAAUGGAGGGAGGUUGUUGAGCCAGGGUGUCCGGGAGAUCUGGGUGGAGAGGGUAGUGAAGAGUGGAUGAGAAGGAUGUUGAGGCGGGAGAGGAGAGGGGUUGGCUGUGGGGCAAGUCAGGUUGGCUGUGUGGAGCUGUCAUAAAUGAUGUCUUGACCUAUUCUGUAUGUCAUGAAAAACCACUAUUUUCUUAUGUUCAGUAAGAGAAGGACUGUGUAUGGCAGAUGCAGGACUUUCCAAUGGUGUGUGCCUAGUGAUUGAACAUGGGAGGAGCCCUGUAGAUUCAGAGGUAAGAAAAUAUCUCAGUGAGGUCAUUGCCCUUUCAAUGCUACUGUUAGACAAAUUACUGGAUGUUUAAAAAAUAUUUUUUUUAAAUGUAAAAAAAAAACCCCUGCAAAAUUUAACUUUUUGAUGGUAAUACAUUUAUUGUGUUGGUAGCUCUGAUUUGAACACAGUGUUCAUACCCAUUUCUUUGCCUAGAUGAUGAUCAGCAUCAACAAGGUGGAGAGUGGUAAAUUGGUGUGUAAGAAAGAGUUCAUAGUCGAGAGGCACCAGACAGCAUUAGACAUGACAAGAGCUGCUUGUCAGAUCUUUGAAUGUUCAGGUGAGUGGACACUUGGGUGUUUUCAUUACUCACUGAUAUCUAACUUUGCGCUAAUCAGUUUGACAAUAAAGGCAAUGCUGCUUGACUUAUGGAACAUAUGGUUGAUCACGAAGGCUUUUUGAGUCAUAUCAAAGACAAGUUUUAAUAAAACCUUGAAUCUUAGAUUUGAUGUUUAGGUUGAAAGCUUUAAGUUAAUAUUCUAAUUAUUAAUUUGGUGGCAUAGUAAAUUUUCCCUUUCCACUAAUCAAAUUGGGCACAGGAACCCAGUGGUACCUCAGUAAAACAGACGUCUAUGGUGAUCCAGUUGAGCCUUUGGAUGACCUAGCUGCAACGUUGAUUGAUUUGCUGAUAAAUGAUGGAGACACGCUGAUACUUCAACAGGGGCCUGUCAUCAAGAAGGUUUGUUGCACAAGAUGUUUUUUUGAUCUAAUAAUAAUAUGUUUAUUUUACCUUUUACCAAUAAACAAGCCUUUUGUCCCAUUUCUAAACAUUUCAUUAGUGCUAACCAUAAUGGAAUAUCAGACAUUGCCGUUACUGGUAUAUUGUAUGCAAGUAAUACACCUGAUCAAAUUUAUAUUGGAAACAAGUUUUUAAGUUUUAAAAAAGAUUUUGUACGUUGACUCCAUACGGUAUAAACCAAAUUCACAAUUUUACAUAGCUGCAACGUCUUCUUCCUGUUUGAUUUUGAUAUUGUACUUCCAUCCACUUUCUUUCAUUUAUUCUAAUCUUUGUUUUCUUCAGGAACUUGUGCCCAUUCAUAUUUUGUUCUUUUCUUUCAUUUUUAGGUAUAGGUAGCAUAUACUAAUAUUAUGUAAAUUUAAUUUAUAAUCAUAUUAAUGUUUUUGUUGUACUGAGGCAUUUGCUGAGAAGUUUGAAUUUGUAUCUUGCGUAAUCAGAAUUAAAGCUUAACAUACAUAAGUUUUAUUAAAACAAAUUGUUUAUGUCUUAUUAAUCUACUUGAAAGCUUUAUUGCAGUCAAACAUUCUCAUGUGUAUAACAGAGGACAAGUUAUACUAAAGCUACUCAGUUAAAAUAUUUUAAAUCUUUAUCCUGUUGACUACAUAUCUAUUUAAUCCACAAAGCUAAGAGUAUUUUUCUCUGUCUUAACUGUUUUUGGUGUCAAAGGAUUUUUUUGGCCAAAACUUUCAAUUUCCGUUACUGUCCUCCUUCAGGUUCUCCUCUAUCUUUUGCAUAUUUCUUAUUGCUUUAACCUGAACACAGUCAUCCCUGUAUUCCUCUAACUCAUCUGCCACUAUUUGAUAUAAACAUGCACUCAUUUUGACUAUUCCAUGUAAACUUGAUAUUUUAAAAAAUGCUUUUGACAUUAGGAUCAAGUGUCCUUGACUGUGUAUCUGGCCCCUGUACAACCAAUGCAGGUGCAGAUAGAACCUGGAACUAACGGUUCUGGAGAUGACUUUAGGCAGGAAGAAGAAGACAAGGUCAUUUGUAAGUACUGGGGGUAGUUUUUUUUUUUUUUUUUAGUUGACAAGUAAUUUGUUUAAAUUAAGUUGCCUGUGGACUUUCACUCAAACUCUAAAUCAGUUGCCAUCUUUUUCUUGGUGUUUUUUUUUAUCUUAGCAUACAUUAAAUGAAUUACAUGUUAAGAGUUUGGUACUCUAUCUAUGGUUACAUGUUAAGAGUUUGGUACUCCAUCUAUGGUUACAUGUUAAGAGUUUGGGACUCCAUCUAUGGUUACAUUCCCUUAAAUUAAAAUGUUAAAAUCAAACAUUUAUCAACUCAGAAAAUAAGAAACUAAUCACAUGUGUUUCUUAACGAAAGAAUAAUAUUGGUGAAAUCAUUUUUAUACAGUGGAAAUGGCAGCCAGGAUGUCACUCAGUGCCAAUGGAGAAAUCAAUAUUCUCAUUGAAUGUCUGUUUCCGUGUGUGGAGGUCAUAUAUGAUUCUGUAAGUACGUUUAAGUUUUCUGUGAGAAAUUUUCUUCAAAGUUCUUCUCUUCUGUGUAAGUUUUUUAAAAUGUUUUUAAAUAUUAUGUGAUUCAUUCACCAACUUAAGAUUUCUUUAAUUAUUAUCUCUUAAAAGCAGGUCAUGUGGGAAUUCAUUGUCUCUCAUCAAACACAGAUUACAUAGACUUAUCAAGAAAGCCAGUGUUAUCACACAAAAAUAACUGCCUUCACUUGAAGAACUAUUUAAAGCAAAAUGCAUUUGUGAAACUAAAAAAAUAUUGACAUAUCCCACCCUCUUCAUCCCUGUCAUUUGUUUCCCUCAAGGUUAGGACACAAAUAUAUUAACAAAAUUAUUUGCUCCCCAAUCCAUCAGAAUAUACCAGUGUGCUCCCCCAGCAGUUAAAAAAUCAAACAACCAUUCUUAAAUUCAAUAUUGUCACUAAGGGAGUGAGGAUUUUUGGUAUAUGAUGGCCGAAUUUUGCAACCGAGAAGUGCAUUAGAUUUCUUGUGUUUAAAUUGUUCUAGUUUUAAAAAAAUGUGGUCUUAGUAAGAACAUUUAUCCAUGUCCUGAAAUUAAGUGAGUACAAGGUUAUCAAAAACACAUUUCCAUUAUGUGGAUCAUACAAGAACCUUAUCUUAUCUUACGUCUUAGAUAAGUAAAACACAAGUUGCAGUGUAAAGUACGUGGAUUUGAUCGCCAUCAUGAUGCGUUGUAAAAAAUAACAAUUAGAUGUGACGGUUCAUAGUUUAAUUUAAAUGAUCUGUUAUUUAUGAUUCCAGCUUGUCAUCAACAAGUCGAUGAGUGUUGAAGAGCUGAAGCAAGGGUUAAUGGGUACAGACAAGUUCCAGGCCUUGAGGAUACCAACAUGUAACUUCAUGAGGCUUAGAGUGCUGGAAGCCCUGAGGCUGAGGAGUGUGCUCAGAACAAACUCACAAGUGCUUAGGUAAGUGCCUGGUUGUCGCAGCUGACUUGUGUGAGCGGGGACAAUCCUUUGUUAGAUUUUUUUGGCUCAGUCCAGAGUCAUCUCAAGCUCACAUUGAUAAAGUCUGGUUUAGAAAUAAACUGUUACAUACUUUUUUGCACUGCUAUUCUUCCAUUAAAUCCCCAUGCCUACAUUCUAAUGUACACAGAGUAGUUGCAGAAUUUCUCAUGCUCUUUAAGCAUCUGUGGGAUGUUUAAAUUUAAAAAAAAAUUUUUUUUAUAUAGUUCAUAGGUUUAGAUUUAAAAGCUUUUAAAGAUGAGUCAUUAAUCCAUAAUUUCACCAUUUAUGACUAGUUUUAUAAUAAGUGUAAUUGAAAUAAUUGUAGAAAUUUGCACAGCCAAGUCUGGAGCUUCCCAUUCAUGAGUAUUUUCAACACAAAGAUAGUCUUUAGUUUUACAGCAUGCAUUGAUCACUCAGCAAACUAAUAAAAGAUUCCUUCUAUACUAAAGAGUUGGACCACAUUAUGUAUAGUUUUAGUUUUAAUGCCAAAGAAAUCCUCUGGGACAUUACUGACUCAUCACUCUCUAGAUCAGGGGUCUCAAGCUCGUGGCCCGUGGGCCAUUUGCGGACCGCAAGACGAUAUAAUGCAGCCUGCGCGUUUUCCCCAUUCUCAUAUGAUAAUGUGAUCUUCCGUGAUGGUUUUAGUUGAAUCUCACCGACUAUUCUAAUUAUGAUUUGUAUUAUGUUUGUAUAGACUUGGAUGUUGAUUAUAAUGGUAAUAACCAUUUUAAAAUUGGACUAAAAGUUUUUAUUUUACAGCAUUUUAUGAGACAAACAUAGCAAAUAUUCAGUUUUGAGAAAAGUUUAAUAAGUCAGUUAGUGGGUAAUGCACAACCAUGAGUGUGUAAAUUGCAGCAAUCUGACACAGUAUCAAUGAAUUCCUAUUAAAAUUGCUGUAGUGUUUACGAGUGAGGGAAAUUCAGAGCCUCUUGUACUUUUAAAAAUUUGUAAUCGUUUUUUUGUGGAAUACUUGAUGCGGCCCAGUCUCACUCAGCCUCUACCUGUCUACCUCUUGCGGCCCCUGGAUGAUUUGAGUUUGAGACCCCUGUUCUAGAUAGUCUGGCAUAACUGGACUGAUUUUUCUAAGAUCCUUUUUUUUUUUUUUACACAGGCAUACUAAUUCUAAAGAGAGUAUCCCUCUUGCUGUUCAGAUCUUAAAUUCUGAGGAAAAUCUAGGGUGAGUAGAAAUUCAACUGUGAAUAUGUCAAGAACACAACAAUUGAAAGUGUAGGUUAUCACCUUAAUGCAGAGCAGUCAAGGUUGUUAUGCCAUGACAUCAUUGUGUUUGUUAUGCCAUGACAUCAUUGUGUUACUGUUACCUGAAAAAGUUUUGAAAAUAAUUAUUCCAGCAAAACAACACCCCACCCCCCCCCCUUUUUUUUUCUUUUUUUUUUUUCCAAUGAAACAUCAGCUUUUAUGAGUCAAGGUUCUGGUGUGGGAAGAGGGGGGAGCAGAGGGGGGCCCCUUUUUCUCUAUAUGGAUGGGCGGCUUUUUGUGCCAACUGUUGGGUUUUUUAUGAAAAGGGAUGGCAAAAAAUCUUGGCCCCUGUGGACGGCACUAAACCUGGCUAGGCCAGUGAGUCAAGGUGAUUUAACAAUAGCGGUGAAUCAUUAUUUCAGUUUAAAUAACAUUAUAUUAAAUGAUGGAUUACAGAAGACACUAAAAAAAACAACCUUAUAAUAUAAAGCCAAAACUCUUUUAAAAAGCAUUAAAAAAUACAAAAUGUGUUAAUAUUUGUAGAUGUAAAUUAAAACGAAAUUAAUAAAUUUACAGAGUUAUGCAAAUGAAAUGAUUCCAAUUAAUAUAUUUCAUGUUCCAGCUGGGAAUCUUAAAGUUUCAAUAAAAUUGAAUACCAUUCACUUCCUGGUGUGAUCUAUCUCUUGUUCAAAAUUUUUAAGCAAUUAAAAAUUCUAAUUUCUCAAAAUUGUGCAAUAAAAGAAAUACUUGGAUGUGAUCCCAGGGUACACGAGAUACUUCUGAUGGUGACCCUCAAAAUAGGCAGUACUAGGAUUUACAGACCUCCACAUGAAUUCAUCUGGAACACAUCAGGGGGAGUAGGGGCGGCAGACCUGAAGAAGGCCAUCGCCAGUCGACUGUCCCUGCCACUGCAUGACGUGCUGAUUGCCAAGUACUGUCCAGAAACUUUUAGCUGGCAAGUCUUGAAAGAUCAACCUCCAGUAAGAUAUAAUAGGAUAUUUUCAUUGAUCCAAAUAAAUAGAAAUGUUUUUUAAAUACAUUAUCCAUAUUCAUUUUCAGCUCAUAACUAAAUACAUAUUUUAACCAAGACAACAUUUUAGAAUCAUCACAAUUUAAACAUGAGACUGUAUAGUAUUUCUCUAGGUUCACAUUCCUUUAAACCACCUCUCUUCAUGUUUACCUCCCUUUAAACUGCCUCUCUACAUGUUCACCUCCCUUUAAACUGCCUCUCUACAUGUUCUUCUUCUUCUUAUGCCUUUUUACCCCAUCUGGGGCAUAGGCUGUCCACAUGAAUUUUCCAUUCAUCACGGCUUUCCUUUUCAGUUGCUUCCAGGUGUAUCCCAUAUUUUGCGUGUCUGCCUCUAGCUUGCAUGUAUUCCAUGUAUUCUUUGGCCUUCCUCUCUUUCUUUAUCCCUGUGGAUUCCAUGUUAGAGACUGUCUGGUGAUGCUAUCUGAGGGUUUUUGGAGAGUAUGCCCUAUCCACCUCCAUCUUCUCUUUAUGAUGUCUUCAUCAGUGGGCACCUGGCAAGUCUUUUCUAGCAGAUCUUUGUAAGUGACGGAAUUUGGCCAUUUGAUGUUCAAGAUAUUUCUAAGGCAUGUGUUUAUGAAAGUCUGUACUUUCUGCGUAAUGCUUGCUGUUGUUUUCCAAGUUUCUGCUCCAUAUAGUAGAACUGUUUUGACAUUAGUGUUAAAGGUUCUGACUUUGGUUUGCAGUUUUAGCUCCUUCGACUCCCAUAUUUUCUUUAAUAGCACAAAUGCUGAUCUCGCUUUUCCAUGGACCACCCUGCAAUUCAUUUUUCAUAAGAACUCUGAAUGAUCCUGACUAGUUUUCCUGAUAAUAAUAAUAAUAAAGUUUAUUUAAAAAACACGCUUCAUCCUCAAAGGCUCGAAGCUCUGUACAAAGUUAAAAAAAACAAAAAAAAACCACAAAAAAACCCCUAUAAUUUACCACAUUUAAAACAAACGCAACACUACAAAACUAAUUACAAGCAUGCCAAGUCAAAGUCAUACUCCAUAAUGCCAAAAAAGUUUUCACAAGGUUUGUCAGUCCUGGCUAUCAAAGACCUUUUUGUAGUCUAUAAAAUUUAUAUAUAGUGGGGAGUUCCAUCCGAUGGACUGUUCUACAGUGAUUCUUAAUGUUGCAAUUUUAUCUGUGCAUGAUCUGUUUUGGCGGAAGCCGGCCUGUUGAUCUCGUAGCUGCAUGUCGACCUGGUCUCUCAUUCUAUUCAAAAUAAUUCUGUUAAAGACCUUUCCUGGUACAGACAACAGUGUAAUACCUCUGUAAUUUGCACAAUUGCUGAGGUCCCCUUUCUUUGGUAUCUUGAUGAGGUAUCCUUCUUUCCAAUCUUUUUGAACUCUCUCUUCUUCCCAUAUCUUUUCAAACAGAGGGUGCAGCAUGUUGACUAUUGUACCUAUAUCAGCUCUCAUCAUCGAUCCCGGUGCUUUCCCUUAUUUAAUGGCCAGAGCUAUUUCUUCCUUAUUUGGUGUGCUUUCUUCUAUUUGUAAGUCUUCAUGUUCACCUCCCUUUAAACUGCCUCUCUACAUGUUCACCUCCCUUCCAGAAACAAAAUAAGGGUAAAAAUAAAAAGAAGUCAGGACACAAGACGAACCUCCGCCAAGCUCCCUACUAUGUGCAGGAUGGAGAUCUCAUUGGUGUCAAGGUCAGUGAACACUCUUUAGUCUUUCUCAACAGUGGUUUAGUUUUAUUUUUUCAAGAGGGAUAAUAGUGGUUUUAAACCUUUCAGUAUUGUAGCACACAUUAAGAAAUUGCCUUCAGUACCAAUCGAAGGGAAGUAACUACAUUUUUACCAUGAGUUGCUGACUUAAACAAUUUAUUGAAAAUAAAUAUUUUCAAGUCAUAAAAAAAAAUUGCUGAUAAUUGUAGGGAAAAGAUGAAAUUGUAAUUAAACUAAGUCAACGUUAGGAGUAGUCCCACCUGAAAUUCUUCAAUGUCAAUUGAAUGCCAUUCGGGUCUAUCAACAUUGCCUUCUAAUGCAAUAUCAACAUCACUGUUAUUUCCAUUAUUUGGGCAAGUGCCAUUAAGCUUAGUGUAUUUUGUUUAUUGGUUUUUAACUUCUUUCCCUGCUUGUAGUGUUGCAUUUCUUCUAAUUCAAUAAAGGCUUUUAAUAUGUCUUUACUAUGUUUCCCUAAGAGUGCUAUGUCAUCAGCAUAUGCAAGACACUAAAGGAGUUGAUUGUAGAGAGUGCCCAUUGGUUGUGGGUCUUGGGUUUCCCUCAGAAAGUAUCCUGAAAUUGUUCAUCAGGUGUCACUAUGUAUGCUUCUUAUUUAUAACUUUCUAUAAUGUUAGGUUAAACAGCAUACAAGACAGCGAGUCUCCUUGUCUUAGGCCUCGUCGAAUCUGAAAGAAAAAAAAAAAGAAAGAAUAUCAGCCUGAAACAGUAUUUUCAGUAGUCAGAAAAUACUCAAAAGUAAAAACAUUACAAGAAAAACAAAGAAAACUAUUUACAAAACUGUAAUCAGACCAGUUGUAACAUACGCAAGUGAAUCUUAGAUCCUAACAAAAACGGCAGAAAACCUAAACACAUAGGAGAGGAGUUCUCCAGAAAAUAUAUGGAUCAACAAAGGAUGAAUAUGGAUGGAAAAUAUGAACAACCAGGAAUUGUACAGUCUAUAUCAGGAUCCCAUGGUGACAGCAGAAAUAAAAAAGGAUAGGCUAUGCUGGGCUGGACAGUUAAAAGAAUGCCAAAUGACAGAGGAGUGAAGAGGGUGAACAACCAAAACCACAGAGGAAAAUGGCUUAAAGACAGACCUAUGCUUAGAUGGAUGGAUGAUGUGGAAAAAGAUCUAAAACAACUGGUAAUCCAAGCAUGGAAAAGAAAAGCAUCAGUUAGGUGGAAGGAAGUAGUGAGGCAGGCCAAAGCCCUACAUGGGCUGUUUCGUCACAGGGAUGGAUGGAUGGAUUUUACACCAAGUAAUUCUUGAAGAAACCUUGUUUAAUAAACUGGGUCUGUGGCAUUCUCAGCUUGACCACAGAUUACCUAAUAAUAAUAAUAAUAAAGUUCAUUUCAAAAACACGCUUCAUCCCCAAAGGCUCGAAGCGCGGUACAAAGUCAACAAAAAACAUAUCUAUAAUUCACCACAUUUAAAACAAACGCAACACUACAAAAACUAAUUACAAGCAUACAAUAUCAAAGUCUUUUUAGCCAUUUCAACCCGGAGCAACACAGCAACACAUGGAAAAUAAGGUAGACAAUCAUCCCAGAAGGUAUUUGCGAAAUAGAUGUGUCUUUAGAUCGGUUUUAAAGGACUCCAGUGUCUGGUUGUUUCUAAGAUCGACAGGAAGGGCGUUCCAAAUUGUUGAGAAAUAGAUGUGUCUUUAGAUCGGUUUUAAAGGACUCCAGUGUCUGGUUGUUUCUAAGAUCGACAGGAAGGGCGUUCCAAAUUGUUGGACCAGCAAAUGCGAAAGUGCGCUUUCCGUAAGUCUCAAGGCAAACGCGUGGUGUCGAGAGUUUGCCAUUAUCGGAUGAGCGGAGCUCUCUUGUGGGUACAUAAGGCGUCAGCAGCUCUUUCAGAUAGGACGGCGCCAGGUCAUGUAAGCAGCGGUAGCACAAAGUUGCGAUUUUGUACUCUAUGCGAGCACGCACCGGCAGCCAAUACAACUCUCUUAAAUCUUAUUAUAAUAUGAUGCAAAAAUUACCACAGUUGUAACAAGCAUACUUGCCCACUCAUAUUUUUGGAUAGGAAAGCCAUUUUGUUGUCAAAUAUAUUGGUAUUUCCAUUUUUUUUUUCAUCUUACUCCAAAAAAAUCUGAUCAAAGCGUCUUAACACACUCAUCCCCUUUUUUUUCAGCUGCUGUCAGUUGAUAAAGGAUUUCUGGAUGCAGAGGACUUUGCCACACAAGAGGAUCUUGAUAAACAGAAACUGUUGGAACAACUGGCAGAGGAAAAGAAAAGAAUGUGAGUAGUGCUUGCUGGGAGUUUUAUGUGCAUGGGUUUCAAUCUUUUAAACUUAAAUAUGUGUCUGUAUUUUUUUUUCAACACCAGUUGUUUUGAAAAAAAAAAUUAAAAUUGAAAAAUUAUUUUGUGAAUAAAAAAAAAAAAAUUGUUAUUUAAUUUAAAUUUUAAGAAAUCAAUAAAAAUUGAAAAAUUAAUUUUAAAAAAAUGCCAAUAGCAGUUGUCUUAAACUUUGAGGUAGGCCAAGUUAUUCUAUACUAAUAAAACUUGGUGAAAAGUCUGCGAUGGGCCAAGCACCAGUAAUAACUGUAGCUGCAGCUUAGUCUGAAACACUUAAAUAAUGUGCAUAGAUCCGUUUGGCUCCUUUUUGCUUGUUUGAACCAGUCAUGAAGCUGGGGGAAAAAACCCUCUCCCACACACUUACUUGGUUCAGUGUUAACUUGCAAAAGCGUUUCAGUGUGCACCUGCAGGAAAUUUCCACUGUUGAAAUAUUCUGGUCUUGCACCCUAGGGAAAUAAAAAUAUGAUCAGUUUUGGUCCAUAGAUACUAAGAUGUCUUGCUGUUAGGGUAACUUGUUGUUCUCACUAUUUGUUGAUGGUUUCUUACAGCAGAGAAGAGAGAAAGCAUCUGCAGGGUGCUGAUGGUUUCCCUGUGGUCCGUCGUCCUGAAGUGCCACUCACCAUCAAAGUGGACAAAUUUUCUUAAAGUUGUGUGCAGAUGUUACAGAGAUUGUGCCUGGAUGUUCUUGGAUUGAUCUGUGUCUCAUGUAGGAACUUUGUUGCGUCAUUUGACGAAAUAAUUGUGUCAUUUGAGAAUGUGAUUGUGCCAUUUGAGAAAGUGAUUGUGCCAUUUGAGAACAUUAAUGUAUCAUUUAAGAAUGUGAUUGUUUUAUUUGAGUACAUGUUUGUACCAAUUGAGAACAGGAUUGUGUUUGUUUUUUUUUUCCCUUGAUGUGCUGUGAUGUGGUGCAGAGGUUUGAUCCUUCUUGUCUCAGGGUACGAGAUCUGACAUUCUGGAAUCGUUUAAUCUGGUCUCAGGUUGUUUGUUAUUACGGUGCUUUAAUUUGUCAUAAAUUAUGCCAGAUAGAUUGUCACAACAGAUUGUUAAAAAUAAAUAUAUUUUUUUAAAAAUCGAUAGACAUGAAAAUCUAUGUUCCCACUGUUAACAUGUGGUAGGAUGCCUGGCAAAAUGCGAAUGUACAUCCACAACAGCCGUAUCAGUUCGACCACAAGUGUUAGAAUGACAGAAGAAAACCACCAAAACAUCGACCGCUUUCGUUUUCAAAAGAAACUGUUGGUUCAGUCACACAGUCCAAUCCAGAGAUGAGCAUGAUCAAGGACAGCUUGUUUGCCUUGAAGGGAUUAAUUAGCUGGCAAUAAAUUUAUCAUCCAUCAAAUAUUUUUUUGUAAGAUAUAUCCUUUAAUUUGUUACCUUCAGAAAAGAGCACCUUUCUUGCAUUGAAUUCCUAUUUUUUAAUGAAUGAAUCCUUUCACCUCACAUAAUUGAGUUUGGUGAUGUUUGGUGUCACCAGUAUAUAAGUUUACCUAUGUCAGCGGUUCUCAACCUGUGGGUUGCGACCCUUUUGGGGUUUGCACGACCCUCUCGCAGGGGUCGCCUAAGACCAUCUGAAGACACAUAUGCUCUACAGUUAUGAAGUGGCAACGAAAAUAGUUCUGUGGCUGAGGGUCGCCACAACAUGAUGAGCUCUAUUAAAGGGUUGCGUCAUUAAGAAGGUUGAGAACCACUGACCUAUGGUCAUGCUUUGAUGCAGGCUUUGAGAAGAUCAUAUUUCUAAGCAAGUGAUUCCAACAUCUGUUGACCAAUGGUCUUUCACUUCAGUAAGUAUUUAUGUCAACAAAGAAAAUGCAUAUCAUUUAUAACUAUAAUUGCAUGUGAAAAGUAAGUAUGCUAGUGACCUUGACCUUGUUGAAGCUUAAAUACUUUCUAUUUGGACUUGAACAUGAGCUGUUAAGCCAUUAAACAAAUUGAUGGCAGCCAUCUUGUUUCUUCUUACAUUACCUGUUUGGCUUGUUUUUUACUGGACAUAAGAUCUCAGGAGAAAAUGUCUCAACUACAGGCUUUAAAAUAUACAAAUUUAAUUAAUUGGCAUAUGAUGUAUGUGACCAUAUAAACGGCCCUCUUUUAAUAUUAUUUUUAGGUUAAAGUUAAAUGACAUCCCCUUGGUAAUACCUUUUGGGAGGAUGUGACGUAUUUUAAUUUUUAGAUGUGAUGAAUAGUGCUAGCACUAAUGAAAAAACCAAAUGUUUGAAUCAGUUAAAAGUAGGCUAGACUGCUGAGGUGUGGCAUCCAGUGCAAAGUUCUUGAAUCAAGGAAUGAUAGUGGAGGGUGGCAAAAUUAUAAUUGUUUAAAAUAUUGCGCAAAUAUAUGUUUUGAAAAUUAAAUAUUGAGCUGCUUUCUAAAAUGGCCAGUCACUGAUUGGUGUCCACCAAGUUUAAAAUUUAUGCUUGAGAACUGACCAGAAUCUAUUUUCUUGAUUGUUUAAAAAAACAACAACUUGCAACUAAUCUAAAAAAAACAAAUCUUUCAAAC